CCCAAAAUCCGAAGUCUAUAUAUGUACAUCCAGACAGAAGUUCGGUACUUAAUCACAAAUAUACACAUCAAGUUCUACACACUAAGCCCUAAAACCUUUCCAUACAGACAAAAGUUAGGAGGUCUCGGAGACGGCGCGUGUGGGGGGGGCCUUAAUGGGGGUGGUCUUAAUGUGGGUGUUUUGGGGGGUCUCAAACAGUCGCACGCGCGCACGAGUUCGGCUGGAGUGGGUGCAGGGGCUGUGGGAGGGGAUGAGAGGACGACACUCACCGAACAAAUGCGCCGCAUGGACUACGAUGUGUGGAUUGAGUUAAUGUUCCAGGAGUUCAACAUGCUAAACACCCUACUGUCCAACGUGUCCAUAGCCCACGAAGUCAUCACCAACGCAACCUUCCAGGUGCUAGCAAGUCACAGCCACAGCCACAGCCACAGCCACAGCCACAGCAACAGCCAUAGCGGCACACACGGCUCAUACACGAAUGAAAAUGGGCCUCAGCAGUGUAAUGGAUCACUCUCCAGACCCACCAGACCCACCACAGCAAACAGCACCCACACAGGAGGAGACGGUACACACACCCCUGCAAAUACAAAUGCAAAUACAAAUGCAAAUACAAAUACAAAUGCAAAUACAAAUGCAAAUACAAAUGCAAAUACAGCCACGGGAGAUAAGUCGCUCUACAGGUCAGGUGCCGAGAAGAACGUCUACGUGGACACUAUCAUGAGAGUCAGCUCAGACAUCGUUUGCGGCGCAUCGGAAGUCAUGCACGUGCGCUGUGCGAAGUUGCUGCAGCUGCGGUCAGAUCUGCUGCCCAAACUCAGCUACGACCAGUUCAGUCGGCUGUAUCGCAUCAUGUGUGACUUUGUGGCCCACACAGACGACGCAGUGCCCCGCAGCACCCCCGGGCUCAGGGGAGACUUAAUAUCUAUGUCCAAGAUAUUCUUUGCUAAUUACCAUAAAAGGAAGAAGGAGCUUAAUCCAUGUGCGAUGGGUGUGGGUGUGGGUGUGGUGUUCGGUGUGGCGCAGGCGUAA
Molecule: messenger RNA, 1029 nt
Organism: Sphaeroforma arctica JP610
Lineage: Eukaryota; Ichthyosporea; Ichthyophonida
Exons: 5
Coding region: 22-1029 (335 amino acids)
Biological process (GO): retrograde transport, endosome to Golgi; Golgi to vacuole transport
Cellular component (GO): GARP complex
Molecular function (GO): syntaxin binding
Source: RefSeq, a predicted model, not a curated record